Molecule: messenger RNA, 888 nt
Organism: Arabis nemorensis
Lineage: Eukaryota; Viridiplantae; Streptophyta; Magnoliopsida; Brassicales; Brassicaceae
Source: the annotation of a GenBank genome assembly
AUGAAGAUUCAGUGUAACGUUUGUGAGGCGGCGGAAGCGGCGGUGCUAUGUUGCGCCGACGAAGCUGCGUUGUGUUGGGUUUGUGAUGAGAAAGUUCACGCCGCUAAUAAACUCGCCGGAAAACACCAGAGAGUCCCUCUCUCUGUCUCUUCCUCUUCAAUACCCAAAUGCGACAUUUGUCAGGAAGCGUCUGGAUUCUUCUUUUGUCUGCAAGAUAGAGCUUUGUUAUGUAGGAAAUGUGAUGUUGCAAUCCAUACUGUGAAUCCUCAUGUUUCAGCUCAUCAAAGAUUUCUUUUGACUGGAAUUAGAGUAGGUCUUGAAUCUACUGAUGUUGGUCCUUCAGCAAAAUCAUCACCAUCUAAUGAUGAUGAUAAAACAACCAUGGAGACAAAACCAUUUGCUUUACCUACUUCUGAGCCUCAAAAGAUGGACUUUGAUCAUCAUCACCAUCAGUUAGGAGUUUUACCGGAAAGUAAAGUUGGUGAUCAGUUUUCGACAAAGAUUUCUUUCGCAAGCAGCGGAUCAGCUACUGGAAGCAUUCCUCAGUGGCAAAUAGAUGAGAUUUUUGGGUUGACCGAUUUUGAUCAGAGCUAUGAAUACAUGGAGAAUAACAGAUCAUCUAAGGCAGAUACUAGUAGACGAGGAGAUUCAGACAGUUCAUCGAUGAUGAGAUCCGCGGAAGAAGAUGCAGAAGAUAAUCAAAACUGUUUGGGAGGUGAGACAUCAUGGGCGGUUCCGCAGAUUCAAUCUCCACCUACAGCUUCUGGUUUGAACUGGCCUAAACAUUUUAACAACCACUCAGUGUUUGUUCCGGACAUAUAUUCUUCAACUCCUUAUACCGGUUCAUCCCCUAACCAGAAGAUUGGGAAACGGAGGCGACGGUGCUGA